This is a messenger RNA of Lagopus muta (rock ptarmigan), 3779 nucleotides long. RefSeq names its product protein unc-13 homolog A-like. Gene Ontology annotation, molecular function: syntaxin-1 binding; calmodulin binding; diacylglycerol binding. The record is from RefSeq and is a predicted model, not a curated record. The transcript is spliced from 6 exons. Lineage: Eukaryota; Metazoa; Chordata; Aves; Galliformes; Phasianidae. Bases 16 to 522 code for a protein of 168 amino acids. Gene Ontology annotation, cellular component: terminal bouton; plasma membrane; presynaptic membrane. Gene Ontology annotation, biological process: synaptic transmission, glutamatergic; synaptic vesicle priming; dense core granule priming.
CAAUGUGUGGUUCUAAUGCCAAAGGCAUUUGACACCUAUGUUGUUUUGAAAGUUCAAAACCUGAAAGGCACUACAAUAGAAAGAAGGGGAAGUGAACCUUGCUGGGAGCAGGACUUCAUGUUUGAAAUUGGCGCUGGUGAAAAAGGCUUCACUGUAGAACUGUGGAAGAAGGGUUUGCUCUGGGAUAGCAUGCUAGGAGUUUUAUGGAUUCCUCUUUCAUCUGUGGAACACGCGACAGACGAAGGUCCAGGUGCCUGGUGGACGCUGCAUUCCAAAGUAAUAAAGAAUGGAAUUGAGAUUCAAGGCACAAAAACCCCAACUUCACAUGAGCUCUUACUGGACGUCUACUUUGCAAUACCAUUUGAUGUGCAUGAAGAUGUAGAUUACAGAGGCUGCAAUAGGGGGAUGUUACUUCAAGGAACAAAACAUUCACAUAAAGAUGCAUAUGAUGGUCUGUCAUUGCUGGAAAGUGGUCUCAUCAAACAAGAAAACAAGUUAAGGUCAUCACAACAGUUUAUAUAGCCAGUCAAUAAAGCAGCCUGGGGAACCAUUCUGUAUGUAAAUGGAGCAUGUUUUGCCAGGUUAAUUUUCAUUCAGCCCAGCUCUGUAGCCCAUUUGACUUGGCAGAUGCUCAAAUGUUUUGUGGCAGCAUGAAAAAACAAUAGGAAUGAGCAGGGGCAGACAUUGCUUACUCCAGCGUUUUGUCAGAGGCUCAACAAGUCUAAAUAAUGAGAUGCACACUGAAGCAUGGAACAGGUAAAGUUUCUCACAGAACUGUGAAUCGAUCUCUCUUGCAACAGGAGGAAUUAAACAGUCUGUUACUGCUGUUUGCAUUAUCCUUAUUUUCUGGUUUGUGGUUCAAAAGCAGUAUGCUGCCUGCAUGAUGCUUAAUUUUGAAGUGUAGAAGGUGUUAAAGCUGAUAACUGUAGGAAAAAUGUAAGUAUUUCUAAGAGUGCUUAAGUGGGACAGCAAAGUCGACAGACAGUUGAUUUUUAUUAUGCUCUGGUGCAAAGCUCUAUGUGGCUAAACAUUGAGGUUACUUCAGUGGUGUUAAAAAUUCAGAAACUUGCAGUGUUUGCUGUCAGAGAGAAGACAGAAGCUAUUGCAUUAUUAAGGGAUGUAUUCUCUGAAGGUAUAACGUGUACAUACUUAAGACCUCUUCAUGUAUGGUAAAAGCUGUAGUUCUGACGUAGGUUCAACAAAGAAUUACUGCUAAGCACGAGUUAGCAAAAAAGGUGAUCAAGCUCAUGAGUAGAAAGUAUACAUAUGCAGGGUGCUAACAGCAUUAUUUUUCUGGUUGUUAUCUUUUCUUUUUGCAUUUACCAGCAAACUCCUGCAGCAUAUUAGUGGAUAAGUACAACUGCAUCCUUAGUGUGAGGAAUGUCAGUAAUUCAAGAGCAGUUUCACUUUGUUUUUCUAAGAAUGUGUGCAGUCAUUAACAUAUUGUCUGGGCUGGCGCAUCUUUUUCAACAGAUCUGAGCCCUGAGCAGAUUAAUCUAAAUGAAAGUAACUUAAUCUGUCCUGAUAACGAAAUUAUUUCCUUAGCCUUUUUGUCCCAGAUGAUCUUUUUGAAUUAGCUUUUGUGUUACUAAAUUAAGAAUUAUCAGUAAAUUACAAGGUAAUAAUUUAAAACGGAAAUGUUUUCAUAUACUUAGAGGCAUCUUUCAAAGAUUAUCCAGAAAGGUUAUACUAGUUUUAAAGAUUAAAAUAGCUGUGAUUUACAUAUUAAAAAAAAAAAACCCUACAUUUGUACUAAUGAAAUACAUCAGAUAACCCUGUGAUGAGUAAUUAAAUUAGAUUUUGUUGUGAAUGCACCAAAUUGAUUGUAUCCUGUAAAUACUUAAGGUUUUCUGUGUAUAAAGCUCACUUUCUAUUCUUUAUAUUAGUCCAUUCUUUACCCUGGUUUGUCAGUCCUUUGGACUUCCAUGCGUACAGUGUUUAUGGCUGUUGACUCUGGAUAUAGACUGCUAAUUUAGUGUAACUGAUCAACUUUUUCCUGCAAGUCAUAAACUAAACACAUUUGGCUGUGUAUAGUUACCAUAUGAGAAAUCAAUGUUUUCAUUUUGUCUGUGGGGUUAGUAUCUAUUGCUCAAUUCUGGUGCUAGCCAGAAUAUGGAUAUCAUGGUAAUUUUUCUGUCGUUGAGAUACAUUGCGAUGUUCUACAUAUAUUUCUAGCCAUGUGUUUUUUACAACAGAAUGUCUGGAAAACAGCAUAUAAUUUUAAAAUACAAAUUCUGAAGAACGUCAUAGUGAAUAAGCUUUUCAUGUAAUUGUCUGCUGAUACUUUAGGGAAGGUACGUGUAUAAGUAUGAGGUACUCUUCAAUUAUGCUGAAUAUACAAUUCAGUACAAUGACACAUAUACAGUAUGUAUGCUUCCUUUGUGUACUUAACAUAUCAAUCUGCUACAUUAACAGAAUGUGAUGAUGUUGCCCUAAGGAGAGGAGUUAGUACUGUAGAUAAUUGACUUAAGUACAUACCAGAUUGAAAGAUUGAAUUCAUAAAGAUCUUUACAUGAAAACCAUACAUUCUAUGCACAGAGGAGGUAUACUGGGAUAAAAAACAUCUGUGCAGUACCGGGAUCCUUGCAACCUAAAACAUAUGAAGGCUAAAAAUUGCACGAGAGAUGUUUGUAUCUGCUAAGUUUAUGGUAUCUCUUCGGGAGAUGCUUCAUUUAACUGAUGCUCUAGGAUAGAAAUAUUCUUAGAAUUGAAAUGAAUCCUUUAAUCAAUUCAUAAUGCAGAAUAAUCAGAACAGUCUGUUUCUUAAACUGUAUGACUACUGUUUGAAACAAAAGAACUACAGUGAAAAGGUACACUAAAUAAAUGCUGAGCAAUAUAUAGGCUUUUGUCCUAUUUAUGAAAGAACUUAGUUAUUCAGAUUUAGGAAGUGUUAAAAAUGCAGUAUUUUAAAAAUACUAAUCUAAUAUGUUAGAUAGUGUUAAUGCUGGGGUCAACAGCUAAUCAGUUGAACAAAAGUACAGCACAGUUGUGAAUCACAAACUGAAACAAAAGGCAUUGCAUUGACAAGGUGCAUGUCCAAACCAACAAAAAUUAAAUGAAGUCUAAAGCAUUAGAGUAACACAGAUGAAUAUUAUUGUAAAACAAAAAUCUUUAACGUGUUCUCAAUGCAGAAAUAUAAAUCAUAUGACAAUGAAAAGGACUUGCUGAUUUAUAUAUAAGAAAUAACAAAAAAAAAGUUGUUCUUCAGGUUUAUUAUUCCACCUGCACUGACAUCUGGGUAGAUGUAUGCAUAUCCUUUAUUUCCAGUAUGAAUAUAUGAAUGCAUAACAAAACCACAGCAGGCCUAUGUAAACCUGAAGGACAAAGUUGGGCCUGAGUAUUUGGUUCUACAGCAUUUGGUUUUCUGAUUUUGUGUUUUCUGAACUAAUGUGUAUGAGAUGAACUGCUGAGUGUUAGAGAGGUGUACUACCAAAACUGGGAAGCAUUAUCUCUGUGUUGAUUUAGACAAGAACUUUGUUAAAAUAGUAUUCAUUAAACCAAGGUGAUUAGAUAGUAACAUACUGAUUAUUUAUAACAUAGUUGAAAACUGAAAAGAAUGCUUAAAUGUGAUAAAUUGAGUUUUAAAAGGUUUUUUUUUUUUUUUAAGUUUGAAACAUCCUGAAAGGCAUGCAGUCUCUUAAACAUAUUUAAAAAUAAGGAAGACUUGCUUCUAUGGGAUUAGUAUUUACUAAGGUCUGAAUUCAUUUGAAGUGAUUGCUUUACAGCCAUUUGUCCAGUAAGCUGCUUAGUUAUUCACAUACAGAUGACAAAAGAAUGCA